Messenger RNA from Drosophila rhopaloa, 2094 nucleotides. It is a transcript of the gene RhoGEF4, whose product is annotated as guanine nucleotide exchange factor DBS. The record is from RefSeq and is a predicted model, not a curated record. Lineage: Eukaryota; Metazoa; Arthropoda; Insecta; Diptera; Drosophilidae. Gene Ontology annotation, molecular function: guanyl-nucleotide exchange factor activity. The transcript has 4 exons. Gene Ontology annotation, cellular component: cytoplasm. Bases 97 to 1995 code for a protein of 632 amino acids.
ACCUACGGUUACACUGUGAAAGCGGGCCUUGUUUAAAUGAACAGGUGUGGCGUCGUUUUUUGUUUCAGUUUUGCUUAACGGAAUCUUAGUUGAAAAAUGUUUACGCCGAGGCAGAAAGGAUUCGGAAAUGGCUUUAUCCCCUCGCCCCAAACACCUCUUAGUUUCAGCCGGGAACUGCGGCAAGUCCUGCAGGAGCGUAAUCUCCUAACCGCCAAGUCGCGCAGGAAAGUUUGCUCCAUGCUGGACAGCAACAACAGCAGUCCCAUUGGCUCACCCAAUCCAGAGUGCGGAAAACGAUUGGGUUUCCGGCGGCAGGCCAUCCAGGAGAUCAUCUCUUCGGAAAAGUCAUAUCUGGAUCAGUUGGAGUUGCUGAUGAACUUCUUUGUGCGCCCUUUGAAGGAACAGGCCAUCAUCGAUUGCAACAAUCACACGCUGCUCUUCGGGCAGAUCGAGAUGAUCCACAACUUGAAUGGGGAAUUCCUGCGGGAACUUGAGGCUAACAUGGAGAAUGUUGCACAUGCUUUUCUCAAGAUGGCUCCCUUCUUUAAGCUGUAUUCGGUGUACGCCUUCGACUAUCGCGGAGCCCUGUUCAUCAUCCAGGAUUUGAUCAGCAAGAAUCCGGUGUUCAGAAAGUUUCUAGAGCAGACCGAGAGUCGUCCGGAGGUGCAGCGUAAGCUUAACUCACUGAUGAUUGUGCCAAUCCAGCGGGUUCCAAGGUAUAAGCUACUCUUAGAGCAAGUACUACUCUACACAAGUCCUGCAGAUGCGGAUUACAAAUUAUUAAAGGAGUCCGUCAAGGAGAUCGAGGCCACAGCCUGUCACAUAAACACCUGUGUGGAGGAACAGGAAAUUACACAGUAUCUGAUCCACUUGCAGAAUUCUCUGGUUAAUCGGACUCCCAAUAUUGUGAAGCCAUCACGACGGGUCAUCAAAGAGGGCAUUCUUCAAAAGAUUACCCACAAGGGCACGGAAAUCAAGCGCUAUUGCGUGCUCAUGUCGGACAUAUUCAUGUACUGCAAGAUGGUCAAAGAACGGGCGCCCAAUACUGUUGUGGAAAACUCUCUGGAGUGCUGUUGUAUUUUCCCUUUGAAAAAGUGCAAAGUGUACGAAAUGCUACCGGGCAACUUUAAGCUUACUUGCCAGAAUGAUGGAAUCAUCUUUGGCAGCGGCGAUGUGCAGCUGUCGCGCACUUGGGUAGGCUUCAUCCGCGAUGCCAUAGAUCUGCACGUACAGUGCCGCAAAACUCUUCGAAAGGAUUCGAGUAAGAGGACGCCCAUACGCAAAAAGGACAUGAAAAAGUUCGGAACUGAUUAUGUACUGAGUCCCAACAAGCGCAAAUGCGAAUAUGAGACUGUUUUUCGCAACAAAAAUCGUAGCACUGAUUCCGAGGAGGAGACCGAUGAAAGUGCUUGCUUUCCGCGCAAGCGAAAGAUACCCAGUGGCGUUUUAAAAAUUCCGAAUUCAAAUCUAAUGGGGAAACGUGUUGCACCACCUCCACCACCUCUUCCCCCUAGCGCAGUGCAGAUGCGUCAUCAGGCAGGAAGACCAGGAGGUAUGGCCUGCAAGGAGAAUCGUAUAUCCAAAUUGUACAAAAAGAUUGCCACCGGUGACAAAGUGGCCAAUGUUCGGGGCAUCCUCAAACGCAGCAAUGUGCCGGUGCCCAACAAUGACCACGACCCUAGCUACGGGUUUGCAAGUCGCUACUCGGACUCCAAAUCCUAUUUUCGGGCUCAUAAUGUGGACAACACCAUUCCUACAUUUGUGAAGCGCGAGGAUUUGUUCAACGGGGAAAACAUGUUUCCCGUACAUCUAAAGAGCCACGAGGAAAUCUGUUCACCGCCGCAAAAGAAGCGAGUCAAGUUCGACGAUACAUUGGAUGCAGUGUCUCCGGUUCUCGACCAGAAACCCUUUGCAUUCUCAGACGACGGGGUUGCCGUACAAAAACCCGCUUCAUUACGUGAGCGAAUUUAUGAUUUCUUUGCAAAUCUAUUCUAGAAUUAGAUGACUUCAAACCUAAUCAUAUACAUUAUUCAUCGCUUACAACAUUAACAUCAAUAAAAUCAUUUACAAUUCUAAUCAUUUAGACUGACGUAA